Messenger RNA from Paramecium tetraurelia, 996 nucleotides. RefSeq lists its product as uncharacterized. Gene Ontology annotation, biological process: regulation of DNA-templated transcription. The record is from RefSeq and is a predicted model, not a curated record. Gene Ontology annotation, molecular function: DNA-binding transcription factor activity. The transcript is spliced from 2 exons. Lineage: Eukaryota; Ciliophora; Oligohymenophorea; Peniculida; Parameciidae.
AUGAAUUUUAUUGAUUAAGAUGAUUGUAAUAUCCCUUUCGAUUACGAGGAUGAUAUGAUUUUCCCUCCAUGUUAUGAAAACGUAGAAACUCCUGAACACAGCAAAUCAACUGAUUUUGAAUAAAAGUUCAAAAACGAUCGAAAAGAAAGAAUUUUAAAGAAAAGAAUAGAAAAAAAAAACAAAACUAAAUCCGAAUCAAAUAAUAAUCUCUCAAAAGAAGAGCUCAGGAAAUUAAGAAAUAGAAAUUCAGCUUAACAAUCUAGAGAUAGAAAAAAGCAAUAAUUUGAUUCUCUGAUCUUGGAGAACCAAAACUAUUAGUUGUUACUAAAACAAAAGGAGGAUCAAAUAUAAUUAUUGAUGGAAGAGAACAAUUAGUAAAGAUUAAAAAUAUAAUACUUGGAAGAAUUAAAUCAGAAUUAUAAAUGUAUGAGUUGUACUUAAGAAGCAAGUCAUGAGAUGAUAAGAGUGAAUGUCAUUACUAAACAAAAGAUGAUGAAUUAUGGCUUAUUGUCUCUAUUAGCAAUCACUUGUAUUUUGUCCAUUGUAAAUAAUGAUUAUGAAUUCUCACCAAAACCCAUAUCAUUACAUUAGAUUUCACACCAAAAUUAUGACUUUUUAGCUCCAAAACAACAAUUUUCAAACUCAACAUCAUUGGCAAUCUACAAUGAUUUAGCUAUUCCAGAACAUUAAUUUAAUAAUUAAACACUCUUUUACAAUUGCACAGGUAAUGAAAAGGAGUGUUAGACAUUUUUAAAUAUCAUAAAGGCUGAAAAUGCUAAUAAUUUAUAUUUUGUUAAUGAUGCCUCAGAUCAAAUACCUGCUAAGCAAGACCAUCAAUUCGAUGAAGGAGAAAAUGUUUACCUAAUAAAAAUUAAAUAAGAUGAUGAAGAUAACUUUAUGAUUUUUAGGGCAAAGUGCUAAAUUACAGAAAGCAACAAGUUAUUAUUUGAGAGGGAUAGUUACGAUUCAUUUAACAAUAAUAGCUUGUCAUACUGA